Molecule: messenger RNA, 957 nt
Organism: Elgaria multicarinata webbii
Lineage: Eukaryota; Metazoa; Chordata; Lepidosauria; Squamata; Anguidae
Gene: LMO1
Product: LIM domain only 1
Exons: 4
Coding region: 273-743 (156 amino acids)
Biological process (GO): positive regulation of transcription by RNA polymerase II
Cellular component (GO): nucleus
Molecular function (GO): DNA-binding transcription factor binding; transcription coactivator activity
Source: RefSeq, a predicted model, not a curated record
UUAGUUCCUUGCAAUUCGAGGUACGAAAGUAGGCGAGAGACUGCUUUUGUAUCUGCAAAGUGCUUCGGUUUCUGAAGGUAAUUCUAACUGAGUGCAAUCUAGGUUAAAAGCUGGACAACUGGAUAAUUAGAGCUCUCUCACUGCUAAAGGACAAUCAGCUGUGCCGUAGUAGCUCAUCUUGGCUCUCACAUAGACUAGUUCUUUUCUCCCGUGAGUGGAGGGCUAUUGGAGACGCCAGCGCAUCUGUAUCCAGACUUCCUGUGAACCCUGAGAUGAUGGUGCUGGACAAGGAGGACGGCGUGCCAAUGUUAUCUGUGCAACCGAAAGGGAAGCAAAAGGGCUGUGCUGGCUGCAACCGUAAGAUCAAGGACAGAUACCUUCUGAAGGCCUUGGAUAAAUACUGGCAUGAGGAUUGUCUAAAGUGUGCCUGCUGCGACUGUCGCCUGGGAGAGGUUGGAUCAACACUUUACACAAAGGCAAAUCUCAUUCUCUGCCGCAGAGAUUACCUGAGGCUCUUUGGGACCACUGGGAAUUGCGCUGCCUGCAGUAAGCUGAUCCCUGCCUUUGAGAUGGUGAUGAGGGCCAGAGAUAAUGUUUACCAUUUGGACUGCUUUGCCUGCCAGCUUUGCAACCAGAGAUUUUGCGUGGGGGACAAGUUUUUCCUGAAGAACAACAUGAUCUUGUGUCAGAUGGACUAUGAGGAGGGGCAACUGAACGGAAGCUUUGAGCCCCAAGUUCAAUAACAAACCCUGCUUUGCUGAAACACUGUGGGAUGGACGUUCAGCCGCACUAGCAGUGAAGGGCGUCUGUCAGCUUGCCUGCAAUAUUUUUUUAAUUCUUGGUCCACAGAGGACUAUAUACAUUGUAGUAUUUUCCCCACAAACACAACACAAAGCAGUUACAAUUUUAGAUGUACAGUUGUGCCUGCUUAGCUGAGCACUGCAUUGCCUGUAUGUU